UCGGGGCGCCUCCCCGAGGUCGACCGAGGCUGCGGCUGCUGCUGCUCUCGCAGUCAGUCCCGCAUGGAGAGCUCGGCGGCGGAGGAAGGAGGAGCCGGAGCCGCCGCCGCCAGCCCGGCUGACAUGGCAGCCCUGCACGCAGCCAAGCGCGCCCUGCGAGCGGAGCUGAAGCGCCGCCUGAAAGCGCUGAGCGAAGCCGAGAAGCUCCGCCAGUCGCGCCUGCUGGCCGGCAAGGUGAUGGCCCAUCCUCGCUACCUCGCUUCCCAGCGCAUCGCGGUCUUCCUGAGCAUGCCAGACGAGGUCCGGACCAACGAAAUCAUUAAAGACAUUUUCCAAAAAGGCAAAGAAUGUUUCAUUCCGUGGUACAAGCCCGAAAGCAGCCACAUGGACAUGGUCAAGCUGGCUUCCUAUGAAGAGAUUGCCUCACUUCCUCUGACGUCCUGGAAUAUCCAUCAACCCGCUGAAGACGACGCACGGGAAGACGCAUUGGCAAUGGCAGAUGGUCUAGAUCUCAUCCUGAUGCCGGGACUUGGUUUUGACAAAAUGGGGAACAGGCUGGGAAGAGGAAAAGGGUAUUAUGAUACCUACCUCCAACGAUGCCUGCAGCAUCCAAAAGGAAAACCGUACACAAUUGCCUUAGCUUUCCAAGAACAAGUGUGCCAUAUGGUCCCUGUGUCUGAAACGGAUAUGAGAGUGGAUGAAAUCCUCGUUGAAGACUCCGAACAAGAACUUUGAUGAGGGACUGCUUUUUCAUUGCUUUUCGUGGAAUUUCUGGACCGCUUCAUUCACACCUAUUCAUGAUGGGGGGGGGGGGUUCCAUGAUGAACUUCUGCCAAUAUCUUUGUUAUCUCAACUCUGUAUCUGUGCUGAGGGUGGUAUGACCACCAGUUUCUUCUGCCUAUUAAAGAUGCAAGAAAUCGUAUCUCUAGAGGAUGUGCAUAACACA
Molecule: messenger RNA, 946 nt
Organism: Pantherophis guttatus
Lineage: Eukaryota; Metazoa; Chordata; Lepidosauria; Squamata; Colubridae
Gene: MTHFS
Product: methenyltetrahydrofolate synthetase
Biological process (GO): folic acid-containing compound biosynthetic process; tetrahydrofolate interconversion
Cellular component (GO): mitochondrion
Molecular function (GO): 5-formyltetrahydrofolate cyclo-ligase activity
Source: RefSeq, a predicted model, not a curated record